AUGAGCUCGAUCUCCCCUGAACAUAAAUUUGAGGCCCAAGCGCUCACAUACUUUCUUUCCUUCAACUUCAAGACAAACAAUCUGUCACCACCAAAAGCACCGCAACACCCUUUGCAGAUUUGCAAGUCCAUCACAGCCUUUCCGCAUCAACCCAAAAACACAACACAUCCCCUCUCAACAAGAAUCAAAAUGUCUCAAGAAGAAUCUUCCGCCACUACCUCCGCUGCUGCCACCGGUGCACCCACUCCUAAGGAGGCAAUGUUCUUUUUCACCAUCCUCAAUAACAUGAAGAACAAACCCGAGGUUGACUGGGACGCCGUUGCACAGAUUUCCGGCUUCAGCAAUGGCAGGACCGCCGCAACCCGCUUUAGUCAAAUUAAGAAGAAGUUGGGUGCUACGUCCUCUAACGUUGACACCACCGCUUCCAGCUCUUCUCCCUCAAAGAUCCCCAAGGCGAAGACUCCCAAGAAGGCUAAGGUGGGCAGUGGCACCAACGCCUCCCCAUCAAAGGUUGCCAAGAAGCGCGGCCGCAAGCCCAAGGUCAAGCACGAGGAUGAGGCUGAGGAUGGUGGUGCGGAUGUUGAGAUGAGCGAUUCCCCUACUCAAGAGAAUUUUGAGGAGGAGGCCGAGUUCUACGAAGCUGAGGAGAUCGAGAUCGUCGAGGAGGCUUAA
Molecule: messenger RNA, 672 nt
Organism: Hyaloscypha bicolor E
Lineage: Eukaryota; Fungi; Ascomycota; Leotiomycetes; Helotiales; Hyaloscyphaceae
Exons: 4
Coding region: 1-672 (223 amino acids)
Source: RefSeq, a predicted model, not a curated record